CUCGGCCAAUGGGGAAGCGACAUGCUUCCCGGUCGUGCGGCGGAUAGACGAGAGGCGAGCGGGCCGGCUGGAAGCUAACUGCUAACAUCCGUUCAAUUGCAACUUUAGUCUUUAGCGUCCUUUUUUCCGCCGAAGCAAACGAGCGGAAUCGCCUUGGAAAAAUCCAAACCACCCGGCAAUAUUGAGUCCGUCCGGCUAAAGGGCUGAAUUAUCCAACUAUUUGGCCAAAUAAACGCGUGUCCUGCUAGCACAGGCGGCUAGGCGCCAGUCAAUCCUGUUGUGACAACAACGCGGUCGUUCGCUGCAGUUCCGUUAUCCGCUAACGCAUUCAUAGCGCGCUUCAGACUCGACGGGGAAACCAUGGCAGAAUUUCUCGAAGACCCGUCGGUGCUCACGAAAGACAAGCUGAAGAACGAGCUGGCGGCCAACAACGUAGCGCUGCCGAGCGGCGAGCACAAGAAAGAAGUGUACGUGCAGCUCUAUCUGAAGAACUUGACGGCGCGGAACAACAAGAGGAGCCCGCCUGCUGACACCUUCUCCAGCGACGAGGAGCUGCCCGCCCCCGUGGUGCUCUCCAACAAAAGCCGAUCGGGGAGAAAAGCUACCAAAAAGACAGACAAGCCUCGCAUCGAGGUGGAGGUGACGGAGCUCACCGAUGACGACCUCCAACUGCAACUAGCCAAGUAUGGCGUGGACGCAGGACCCAUCGUGGCCUCCUCCCGCAAAUUGUACGAGAAGAAACUGCAGACGCUUCUGGAAGAGCCGGCGACCGAGCCCCCCGCCGACGUCACCGUCCUGCCCAAGGCCGACGCCGACCAGAACGGCAACACCAACUCCGACCAGUACAGCGACAAGGAAGCUGAGGAAAUUAGCAGCACUGAACCAGAGCCGGUCCCCGUCGUGGAGAAGCCCGUGCGCAGCAGAGGGAAAACGCCGGUCGCCGUGCGAGCCGGCAGCAGACGCCAAACCAAGGUGGCGGCGGAGGAGGCGGCGGUGACGGAGGGCACCCCCGUCAAGAGCGGCGAGAGUGUGGUGGAAGAUAUUCUGGCCAAUGAAAUCAGCACACCAACGGGCAUAAGCGCCACCUGCAGGCGUCCCAUCAGAGGAGCGGCGGGCCGACCGCUCAAGCCCAGCGACUACUGGCUGGACGAAUCCCGCGUGCGCCACAGCGUCCACACCGAGAACCGCUCCUACUCGGAGUCCUUCUCCCGGGGGGUCGGCGUCGCCCCUUCCCCCUCCGUCGGCAAAGCCCCAGCGCGGCGCGGCGCCCUCUCCCUCCUGCUCAAGCUCGUCCUCCUCCUGGCGGUGGUCUGCGGCUCGCUCUACUUGACCUACCGGCACCUGGAUACGGCUCACCAAAACAACCUGCGGGUCCUCCUGGGCGCCGUGGUGGCCCCUCUACAGGGCGCCGCAGAGAGCGCCGCCGCCUACCUGGGUCUCGGCGACAAGUGAAAGGUGUAAGGUCCCUCUGUCGCCUUGGCUGCGCCCACCUCUCCUGCCACACUCUACAGAACUGGGAUCAAACCACACUGGCUUCAAACCGCUUUCAACAAAAGCGGCUUCAAACCACAUUCAACAAAAGCGGCUUCAAACUGCUUUGGACAAAAAGCUUCUUCAAACAAAUUUCCACAAACAGUGGCUUCAGACCACUUUUGACAAAAUGUGGUUUCAAACCACAUUCCAGAAAGGUUACUUCAAACCAUAUUUAACAAAACUUGCUUACAACCACUGUGUUAUAAGUGUACGUGUAACCACUUUUAACAGAAGUGGCUUCAAACCACUUAUGGCAAAACUGGCUUCAAGCCAGCCUCGGCAAAAACUGGCUUCAAACCACAUUCGACAAAAGCGGCUUCAGCCCGCUUUCAACGAAAGUUGAUUCCAAACCGCAUUCGACAAAACUGCCUUCAAACCUCUUUCAACAAAAGCGGCUUCAACCCGCUUUCAACGAAAGUUGAUUCCAAACCACAUUCGACAAAACUGCCUUCAAGCCUCUUUCAACAAAAGCAGCUUCAAACAACUUUUUGACAAAACUGUCUUGAAACCACAUUCAACAAAAUUGGCUUCGAGUUCAAACCACUUUUAACAACGGAAUUCAAACCACCCUGAAGAAAAAACUGGCUUCAAACCACUUUCAACCAAACUGGUUUAUCCUCCUGGUCGGACACACGGUCACAUGGGAUGACCGAUUCCAGCUUUUCAGCUGUCACGUGCAGCGCAGCAGGCAGGUGCCGCCGCCAGACGCUGAUUUUAAUGUCUUUUUAUUUUUGAAACCUGUGAAUCGUCGUCUUUGUGUGUAAGUAGAAUCGAUUGGAGACGGCCAGUUUGUCCCCUGCAUGGAUGUAGUUUUUUUUGUUUUGUUUUUUUUGACGGCCAUCUUUGUAGUUUUGUGACUUGCGCAUGAGCGACACGCCGCGGGCGUUCCCGACAGCGAGGUGCCCCGCGUAAAAUGUCCGCCCUCGGCGUAGAGUCGGCUAGCCCGGUGUUUCCUGCGGUCGCACGUUUCCAAGGGAAGUGAAGCGACGGGGUUCUGGAAAGAUUCCAAAUUAGAAACUUCCUUGGGAAUUGAAGGUAAUUUACUGGGAAGGUGUCACGUUCAAGCGUGACUACGCAUUGUUUUGUUAGCUCUCCUUGCCCACAUGUGAGGGCAUUACAGUACAAAUUCCGGUACUGUAAUAAAAUAAGGAAAAAUCUCAAUAUUCAUUAAAUAUGACCAUUUUAAAAUGUUGGUACAGAUUUGAGCAAGAAUCGUGGAUGUGCAUGAUUUGCUUUCACGCGGGCCACAUGAAAUGAUGUGGCAGGCCAGACGAACCCCCGGGCCUUGAGUUUGACACCUGUGGUCUCGAUGGCUUAUAAAGGGGAGCGAAAGGAGCCAUUUUUGUACUUUGCUACGACUUCUUGUUUUGAAUUCCUUCUCAAACUUUCUGGCGUAUUGUGUAAAACGGGUUCAACAGAGGGCAAGACAUAUUCCUUUUUUAACAAUAAUAAUAACAAGCCUCCCGGUCUGCUCAGCGACACUGUGACGAGUUGCGGCAACGUCGGCGUAACCCGUCAAAAGUCAGAUUGAAAGCAAGCAACGCAGCACCCUUUGGCGACACUUUCUUUGGCCCCGCAGUCACCGUCAAACUGUUUUGUGCUACAUACGCCACCAUGUAGCCCGAGAAAGUUAGACAGGACGUGUUAUACGCCGAGGUUGCCUGAGUGUUGUCGAGCAGACCGGGAGGCUUAUUGCCUCGAGGGGGGUUAUAAAAGCUCGCAUUGUGAAAUGCGCCUUGCCGUCUGUCAAACCGUUUGUACACAACUUGCAAAAUGCUUCGGAUAAAUGCUCAUCGACUCUGGAGAAAAAAAUGGCUGCGUUUUUUUUUUUUUGUUUGUUCAAAAACCAAGCAGAUAUGCAAAAACUGGGACAACAUUCUUACGGGGGGAAAAAAAAUGUUUGAAACCGAAUUGUAUAGAAACUAGGACGUAUGACGAUAGGUUCCAGUGUAUGGAAGAGCAUUUAAUAGUUCUGCUUGUCACCAUAUGGCGGAUAGAUACAUUAUUUGUAGUAAGUAAAUAAUUUGCGGCCCGAUGAAUGAAGGGAAAGGGGAAUAUUUCCGGCGGCACAUCUGAUGAUCUUCCGAUCACGAAUCACUGGGCUGGCGUGACUCGUCGUCUCCACGGUGCUGGCGGAAAUUGGGCUCCAACUCUGCCAUCUGUCGGACUGGCGCUUUUGUGGCCAUUCUUAUCCAUUUGCGCCUGAUGGUGUGUCCUUUUGUUUUUGUCCCCCCCCCCCCCCCACCCCUGAGUUUACAUUCUUUGGGUUUUAGUGCUGUUUUGUGCUUUUUGUUCGUUUUGAAUUAGAUUUCCGACCCUUCAUUUCCUCCCGCAUAGCUCGUCACCUCACUGCCGGCAUGUGCCACCAGGACGUCGUCACAAAAUCCGUCUCGGAGACUUUAAUCCAUCAUCACGACCCGACGACGACGACGUCAGGCUGAGCAAAUUGACCCGUUUCAAAACUCCAGCCAAGAUGAAGGAAUAUUGACUCAUAACCCAUUUUGAUAUUUUUCUAAAAGUGGUGCGUUCAAAACUUUUUUUCCUAGCACCCUUGAAGGUAACGCUGAAAAAGCAACAUGGAAGACUCGCACGAGUGAGUCCGUAUUUAUCUUAUUGAUUUGACUUUUGACGGUCUUAGAAAGCAAUUUCAUCUCCAGGCAGCUUCCCCACAAUGGACACAAAUGUUAGUUAUGUGGGUAUGGAUUUUUAAUCGUAUUUAUGAUCAAGUAGACAAUGUAUCAUAAAAUAAAUGUCAUCCUUAGAACACA
Messenger RNA from Phycodurus eques (leafy seadragon), 4301 nucleotides. RefSeq names its product lamina-associated polypeptide 2, isoforms beta/gamma-like. The transcript has 6 exons. NCBI's taxonomy places the organism in Eukaryota, Metazoa, Chordata, Actinopteri, Syngnathiformes, Syngnathidae. The record is from RefSeq and is a predicted model, not a curated record. The coding region runs from base 361 to 1452 and encodes 363 amino acids. Gene Ontology annotation, molecular function: DNA binding.